GCUGCGGUGAAAAUGGACCAGGUUACGGAGACAGCCGAGCAAGGAAGUGCGAGGCAGGUGUGUUUACAGCUGCCCGACGGGAUGGAUGUGGAGGAGUGUGGAGUACAGGCAGAGUCCCGAAAGUCCCUGAAACGGCAGAGAGAGCCCCUCGCCAACGGCGAACAGAACUUCCCGUCUUCCCCUCAGCCCCCAGGUGGUCUGAAACGGCGUUGCCUGGAGCCAUCCGGGGAGGAGAACGUGAAACCCCUGGAGCUGUGGGGAGGGUCUCCCGGUAGAUCACGCCUCCGAUGGGCGGAGCAAAUGGUGAAGCCAGACACGCCCGUCAUUUCGUCCGUGCAGGCCAGGCUGCGGCAGCUGAACCAGAGACGGGAGGGGGCAGCACCACCCGCACAACGAUGCCUGUCAGACCCAGGAAGGGGGGCGCUCUCUGGCUGCGAUCCCCAAGCUGACGAGGAAGGAUCCAGGGCAGAGCUGCGUCUCAUCGGUGACGCAGAGUUCCGUUCGCGGGUGGAGCGGUUUGAGCUGCGGCCCCCGGAAGAUGGCCCCUCCCUGUCCACGCCUCGCCCCCGCGUCUUGUCUAGCUUCGCUCGCACCAUUCAGCAGAAGCUGCAGAGCGCCGAGACUCCGAGCACGAGCCGCGCUGAACGCAUCCGCAGGGAGAGGGAGCAGGAGCUACGCUUGCUGAAGUCCCAGCCAAUCAGUGACAAUGCCUGGCUGAAGAGGAGCUGGUCGGACCCUUCCCUGGCUGAGCAGGCUGAGCCUGACGUGCAGGUAGAGAAAUCCAGCAGUGACCAAUGGUCUGAGGUGGAGCACAGCAGCACGACAGAGACAUCGGCCUCAUCUGAGGAGAACUCGUGCUUCAGUGAGGAGCCGUGUCCUCAGGUGAAGAGAACAGAUGUGGAGCUGACCUCCCAAGAGGAGAUGAACACCUCUGAGAUGAUCGACCAGAUGUUUAAGGGGGUGCUGGACAUAACGGUGGAAGAAGAGGAGGGCGAGAAAGAGGAGGAUGGGAACGGGAACAGCAAUGGUGAAGAGUCAGGGGAGGAGAAGAAAGAGCAGGGGGAUGAGAAAAUGAACGCUGAAGACGAGAACAAGCCGCUGGACACCAGCUUGGAGGAGCUGCUGACCAUCCCUCCCAGCUGCAUUCUCUCUCCUCUCAGCAAGUCACUGGCGGCUGUGGUCACCCCGAUGAGAGUGGCCCCCAGCCCCCAGCUUGAUCCUCCACCCUUACUGCUAACCCCUGAGGAAGUACCCACCCCACCUGCGGACAGUCCACCUCUGUACAGCAUCGAUGCGUAUCGCAAUCAGCGUCAGCUUUCCCAGCCGCCGGUGCGGAGCGUGACCCCAGCAGUGAGCAGGCGUGUCACUGACAGGUCACGACUUCAGCCCCCUGUCAACACGAAGGAAAAGAUCACGCUGCUGAACGAGGAGGCGGCGAAGCUCCAAGGUGUCAUCACUCAGACCCUGCAGGCCCUCAGCUGCUGCACGGACGAGGGACAUGGCAGGGGGUCUCUGGAGGAGGUUGAGGCCGAGAAACUGCUGCUGGUGUCCUAUGAGAAACGGUCAGCCCUGCUGGCGGAGGUGUCCCGGCUGAGGGAGGGGAACAUGGGACAGGCAGGGGUUUGUGACCCUGAUUCAAGAUCCCUGUCUACGGAGCCUUGCAGGGGAACGGUCACUAUAAGCAACGUGCAGCUGCCCCUUAAGGUGGAGUUCAUCUGCCCUGCCCGCACACGCACAGGUCAGCCCACACACUACUUCUUUGUUCUGAUUCGCUAUGGAGCCUGCAACAUUGUGGCCACGCCCUUAGCCACAGCAGCAGAUGCCCGGAAUGGGGACACCAUCUCCUUCCCUACCGCCAUCACCCUGCAGGACAUUCGUGCCAACUUCCAGAUAGACGUGGAGGUCUACAGCCUGUCCCGGUCUACAGGGAAUAACCUGAACAUGGAGCGGCGCUCAACAAAGUAUAAGGUCACUCCAAAGAAACUCCUGAACACCAUCAGUAGAUUCAACCACAGCUUGACAUCUGCAACCAUGCCCUCCAUGAACCCACGCCGCUCCAGUAACUUCUCUCUGGUUGGCUCCCACAAAAUCACCCUGGCCUCCCUGGGACAGAGCAAGUUUCCCCUGGACAAGGUGCCCUUCCUGUCUCCUCUGGCGGGGAAUAUCUACUUGCGCCUGGAGUGCGAGGGCCACUCCCAUGUCCAACACCGUGGCUUUCUGACCAUGUUUGAGGAUGUGAAUGGAUUUGGGGCGUGGCACCGGCACUGGUUCUGCCUAGAAGAGAGCCGUCUGUCCUACUGGAACUACCCUAACGAUGAGCACAUCAGGGCACCAGAGGGCAGCAUCUCCCUGGCCAGCUGCAGCAGUCACUGUGUAAGGCCUGUAACGAGGGACUCCUGUGCCCGCCCAAACACCUUUGAGCUGGUGAACACUAGGAUCCUGCAGCAGAACCAAUGUCAGGGACUGGACAAGCGCUGGUUUUCUGCCGACACGCGUGAGGAGCGGGAGGAGUGGAUGGAGAAGCUCAACCAGUCUCUGCUGGACCUGCGCACCUGGAAGCCCCGCCCAGUGACCUCUGACCCCCAGCCCUGUGGACCAUCCCGAGAGAGCAUACUGUAGGCCCCAUGCUAGAAUGCAAGUGAGGGGGAUACACCACAGCCUCCACAUAGUUCUCAUAUACAAUACUUUACGUAUACAACAUAAAAAAGGACCCGAGUUACGUGUAAAAGUGCAGAUUCAUGGUACCCAGGAGCUCUCAGGGCCAAGUUGAAGUAUGAUGAAGCAAAACUGGUUUUGUGGCUGAGGGAUCUCAACCUCAAGUCCUGGGCAACAGGAAGGAUUUGU
This is a messenger RNA of Megalops cyprinoides (Indo-Pacific tarpon), 2844 nucleotides long. RefSeq lists its product as uncharacterized. Bases 13 to 2619 code for a protein of 868 amino acids. Gene Ontology annotation, cellular component: actomyosin contractile ring. The transcript has 22 exons. The record is from RefSeq and is a predicted model, not a curated record. NCBI's taxonomy places the organism in Eukaryota, Metazoa, Chordata, Actinopteri, Elopiformes, Megalopidae. Gene Ontology annotation, biological process: actomyosin contractile ring assembly; mitotic cytokinesis; septin ring organization.